Cryptomeria japonica (Japanese cedar) is the source of this 2893-nucleotide messenger RNA. Its product is annotated as metal-nicotianamine transporter YSL3. The transcript is spliced from 7 exons. Gene Ontology annotation, cellular component: plasma membrane. The record is from RefSeq and is a predicted model, not a curated record. Gene Ontology annotation, biological process: response to iron ion; seed development. NCBI's taxonomy places the organism in Eukaryota, Viridiplantae, Streptophyta, Pinopsida, Cupressales, Cupressaceae. Bases 703 to 2811 code for a protein of 702 amino acids. Gene Ontology annotation, molecular function: oligopeptide transmembrane transporter activity; iron-nicotianamine transmembrane transporter activity.
AUGUUAGGAAGCAUCAACACCAUUCAGUUUUGCCGCUCCAAUUGAAAUCCAGCCAGUGUUUGGCAUUUUAUUCCUUGUGAUUCCCUCAAACGUCAUCUCCAAUUGAUGCUUCUGCCAUUUUACCAAUCAGAAUCACCAGUACUACCAUAGCUGCGGUCCCCAAGGACUUUUCGUGUGAAUUUUAACAGCCUCUCCUGUCCCAUCUCCAUUACAGACCUAAAUUAUUCUAUAUUUAACACAAUUUUACUUUUAUCAAUCAUGCAACCCUUCCUCCCCUGCCCCGGGCUCCAUUAAUUGACUUUGGCAUUUUGGUCCUUUCUUGUUAAGCCCAUUUUAUAAACCACACAAAUAAUAGAUUCUCCCACUCCACUCAUGUUAUAAUUGAUAUUCUCUGCGGAGUCAUUGAACGAGAGGGAGAAGACCUUUGGCAGUGGAUCUGGUCGAUUAAUAAGGUUCAUACCUAGCAUCUGGAUGUGGGUAUGCUGCAAAGAGCAUCUUCUUAAAUAUCUGAGGGGGAAGUGGGUCCAGAUCCACCAUAUAUAAUUGAUUGGUGUGUUGACCGAGAUGCUACAGUUGGGGCAUGCCGAGGCUUUAAUGUGGGUGCAGAUUUCCCGAAUUGAUUGCGUCUUUUUAAUAAAUUUGUUUUCCAGAGGCAAACUAGUUUUGUAGGACUAGUUCUGCAGAGAAGAAUCCGGGCUUCAAAUGGGUUAUGAUCAAAUGCAUGAUGAUGGGCAUUAUAGAUCCUUUGGGAAUAGCAAGAGCUCGGAUGUUGAGGCAGCAGAGAUUCGCGAAGGCGGAGGGAAAGACGAGACAGUUGCAGAUUCUGGGAUGGAAUUGAGUGUAGAAGGGAUCUUCGAGAGCAGGAAGGUGCCCCCAUGGAGGGAGCAAAUCACUUUGAGAGGACUUUUGGUGGCCAUGCUGAUAGGAAUUAUGUUCAGCAUCGUAGUUAUGAAGCUCAAUCUCACCACCGGACUGGUUCCUACAAUGAAUGUUUCGGCUGGACUGCUGGCCUUUGUUCUCAUGAAAGCAUUGGCUAAAGUAAUGGAGAAAAUUGGGUCAUCCAAAGUUCCCUUCACUAGACAGGAAAACACUGUCAUCCAGACAUGCGUUGUUGCUUGUUAUAGCACUGCAUAUGGUGGAGGAUUUGGAUCUUAUUUGCUGGGCAUGAAUGGAAGGACUUACGAACAGGCAGGAAUUCAUACAGAAGGAAAUACUCCAGAUACUGUUAAGGAGCCUGCUCUCGGCUGGAUGAUUGGGUUUCUUUUGGUUGUUACAUUCAUUGGCAUUUUAGCUUUGGUGCCUCUGAGGAAGGUAUUAAUCAUUGACCAUAAGUUAACUUAUCCAAGUGGUACAGCAACAGCGGUUCUCAUCAAUGGUUUCCACACACCACAUGGUGCUAAAUUAGUGAGGAAGCAGGUUACAUGCUUUGGAAAGUACUUCACUUUAAGCUUCCUUUGGGGAUUUUUCCAAUGGUUCUUCAGUGGUGGAGAUAAUUGCGGUUUUGCAAGUUUCCCCGUUUUUGGAUUGAAAGCCUGGAAGCAAAGUUUCUACUUCGAUUUCAGUACGACAUAUGUGGGAGCAGGGAUGAUCUGCCCACACAUCGUCAAUGUUUCCCUGCUUAUAGGAGCUGUUGCUUCCUGGGGAAUUAUGUGGCCUCUGAUCAGGAAUCAGAAAGGAAAUUGGUACCCUGAAGAUCUUCCUGAAAGCAGCAUGAAAAGCCUUAACGGUUACAAGGUAUUUGUGUGCAUUGCCCUCAUUCUAGGAGAUGGCCUCUACAAUUUCCUUAAGAUCAUGUGCAUUACCCUCAGCACCAUGUAUAUACAGCGGUCGAAAAGGGCAGAUAUCUUAGCAGGAAGCAAAACUUACACAGAGAAUGAUCAAAAUGAUGCCAUUACAUAUGACGAGAAGCGGCGCAAGGAAAUGUUCCUGAAGGAUCCAAUACCGAUUUGGGUGGCUGUAUCUGGCUACGUUGUCCUGGCCGCAAUAUCCAUUGGGGUCAUUCCUCAAAUGUUUCCUCAAAUGAAAUGGUACUACGUGUUCAUUGCUUAUGUUUUCGCCCCUGCUCUGGCAUUCUGUAAUGCAUAUGGAGCAGGGCUGACAGAUCAGAACUUGGCAUAUAAUUAUGGCAAGGUUGCUCUGUUCGUUUUCGCAGCAUGGGCGGGGAAGAAUCAUGGAGGCGUUAUGGUGGGCUUAGCUGCCUGUGGAAUCAUCAAGUCUAUUCUCUCCACAGCUUCAGAUCUAAUGCACGACUUCAAAACAGGUUAUCUCACUCUUUCAUCUCCAAGGUCCAUGUUUGCAAGCCAGUUGAUCGGAACUGUAAUGGGAUGCGUUGUGGGUCCGCUAGUUUUCUGGCUAUUCUACAACGCAUUCGAUGUGGGGAACCCUGAUGGAGGAUACAAAGCUCCCUAUGCUCUCAUUUACAGAAACAUGGCCAUUUUAGGGGUGGAAGGUUUCUCUGCACUUCCAAAGCAUUGUUUACAAAUCUGUUGCGGUGCCUUUGCUUUGGCAUUUAUGAUCAAUGCUGUUCGAGAUCGGGUGCGAAAGAGCGUUUCUCAGUACAUUCCUCUGCCGAUGGCUAUGGCCGUUCCAUUCCUUGUGGGGGCCUACUUCGCCAUUGAUAUGUGUGUGGGAACAGUGAUUGUAUAUGCAUGGCAACGCCUGAAUCGUAAAAAGGCGGACAUGCUUGUCCCUGCCAUGGCAUCUGGACUUAUAUGUGGCGACGGUCUGUGGCUUUUCCCUUCCUCUAUUUUAGCUCUCACCAAAGUGAAGCCUCCAAUGUGUAUGAAUUUUUUGUCCACCCCCAUUGCCUAAACAAAGAUGGUACAGUUUUCUGGGAUAAUCUCAGAGGGUUGCCUUUAUACAGAAUAUAGGAUUUGCUAGGUAUUCUGACUUC